GAGAGAGAGAGAGAGAGAGAGAGAGAGAGAGAGAGAGAGAGAGAGAGAACCAGUAGCGGUAACGGAAAUCCUUAAGCAUGGCUGUGAAAGCACCCACGGCUCCCAAGCACGUGGGCAAGUACGUGGGUCAGGCACCAGCAAAGUCAGCGAGCCUCAUGGGAAUGGAAGAGUACGAGAAGCUAAGAAGGGAAGUUGAAGAGCUGAAGGCGAGGCGAAGGAACCAACAAUUCCCACGUGAAUCCGAAAGGAGCCACACGUUCGACCACGGGCUUGAUGGUGCUGAUGCUCGUUGUGGGGUGCCUCCCUUUCCUGACCAGCUUGCGGCAGGCACCACGGAGAAGGGAGGCCACGUGGACACACUGCAGGCUCUUUGCGCUUUACACGAAGAAGAGAAGAAGGUGGAUCGUCUGCCCUGCCUUUCGUUCUUUCACUUGGCAAGCUGCCUUAUGUCCUUCCCGGGAUUGCAACCCCCCAGUACCACGACUGCAUUUAGACGGGAACACGGUUUGUGGCUGGGAUCUUCCAAGGCCUUGGAAGCGAGGAUGGUUGAGAUGAAGAGGUCCAUAGCAGCUGGCCAAGAGCAGCUAAAGAAAAUGCGAGAGGCAUUUGCCAAAGACAGGAAGGCGUUGGAAGAUAAAGUGGGUUCUCUUAUGGCGGAGCUAGCUGCCUCUGACAGACAGCACGUGGAGGAAUGCAAUGCUCUCCGCCGACAAGUCGAGGAGCAGCUGCAGAAACAGAAGGAAAUUCAUGUGCAAGAGAAGCAACAACUGGAAGAGGAGUGGAACAGGAGAUGUGCUGAAAUAGUCAAGGAGUAUGAAGGUGCAUUCAGUGAGCUUAAGGUUAAGAACCUGGAAAGGUACAGAAAGAUUGCCGAGUCAGAGCACGAACUGUCUCAAUUAUAUACCAAUGUUUGUGGUGCGAACGAGGAACUGCGAGCGGAGGCUGCCAAGAUCAAACAAGAGUGGGAUUGUCAGGUUCAGCAGCUGCAGAGGGAUCAUGAGAAAGCCACCCAAGUGCUGGAAGACAAAGUAGCAAAGCUCACACAUGAGAACCAGUCUUUGCGACUUGAGAGGACAGAAAGUUUGGCGAUAUUGAUGCAAGGCCACAGCAAGCAGGUUGAGGAAUUGCGCAGAGAGAAGGAGAAGGAACUGUUGCAUGCGCGAACGGUGAUGGAAUGUAGCGUUGCCGAGAAGGAUGCGACGAUCGAGGAGCUCCGAGCUAUGGUGGAAAGGAUGCAGCUGCGCAUGAAUGAAACCACUCAUGUUCUGGAACGCCAACAUGCAGACUUGCUAACCAUGGACAUAUAAUGAUAUCCAAUAUUAUCCAUAUUUUACGACAAUUAUGCAAGCUACAGACAUGCGGUUGGAGGUACUCUUGGAGGAGGCAUAAGGGGGAGAGCAAAGCGGAAAGGUGGGUAGGAGGGAGGGGAUGCUGCGGUGGCAGGCAAGAAGGAGACCAGGGUCAUGCCUAGCAUCUUAACCCGAAAAUCACAUGUGUCGUUGUAUUCAAAUUUCAAAUACAUGUGUUAUGCUUAUGAAUUCCUAGGUAGAACUUUUGUGACGAGGACUUCCACUAUCGUAGUACCCCCUGCAGUCUUCUAUUGCUGUGUCAGGCAGGCCGUAGCUGGGCAGGGGUUGGCGGGACACAUGGUUGGUCUUUAAUAAACAACAGUCCUGACC
Messenger RNA from Chara braunii, 1679 nucleotides. The record is from the annotation of a GenBank genome assembly. Lineage: Eukaryota; Viridiplantae; Streptophyta; Charophyceae; Charales; Characeae.